AUGGAUGGUGGAAAGAGGCGCGUUGACUCCCGAUGCGUCGCCACCGCUGGUGGCAAGGAUAAUCUGAUUAUCGAUCAGAUCAUGUUGAAGUACCGUCCGAUCGCUCCGAGGCCGGUUACUGCUGAGAGUUCCGGUCAGUCGUUACGGACGAAAGAUGGGAUGAUUAAGAGGAAGAGAGUGAAGAGGAAGUACGUGAGAGUGAAGAAGAGGAAGAGUAACGCGACUGGGUGUAGUUUGACGAUAAACGAUAAUAAAAGCAGCUGGUUCGAUUUGGAGAAAGCUGUUGCGAUGCUCGAGGAUUCCAAAGGAAAUGAGCUUGUUGUUUCAGAUCCGUUGCAGAACGUUUCGAACUGGAUCAGUUUCGAUUUACCUGGUAACAACAGAAAAGGUUUUAUGAAUAAUUUAAUUGAUUCUGCUCCGUCGAAGCAAUUGUCAUCAGAUCUGCAUGGCGUAGAUCUGGCGACGGCGAUGCAGCAAAGGAAGGUAGUGCAGUCUUGGAUCACUCUGGAAUCGGUUACCGGUACGUGUGAGGAUCGGAGGUUGUUAGGCUACACGGAUGAAGAGAUAUGGAAGAAUCUAGAGAGUGAUAGCUGUCCAGGUUUCAUAUCGAACAGUUUCGAUGAGGUCCUGUGGGUGAAUCCGGCAUACCGGAGGAUGCUGGAUCUGAAUUCAGAAGGUCGAGCACCGGCGACAGAGGUGGCGGUGUGGCUGGGGGUAAAAGUGGAAAAAUCCAUGGUGGUAAAAUACCUGCCAGCUUUCUCAUGCAGAGUCAGAAUUGUGUACCGGUUAUCUGAGAAGAAGACGCAGAUGGUGGUGCCCUGCGACGUCUGCAAGAUGGAUUCCGGUGGCUUUGCAUGGCGGCUGGAUGUCAAAUCUGCCUUGAGCUUGGGGCCAUUGAAUUAA
This is a messenger RNA of Lactuca virosa, 903 nucleotides long. NCBI's taxonomy places the organism in Eukaryota, Viridiplantae, Streptophyta, Magnoliopsida, Asterales, Asteraceae. The record is from the annotation of a GenBank genome assembly.